Molecule: messenger RNA, 5285 nt
Organism: Oxyura jamaicensis (ruddy duck)
Lineage: Eukaryota; Metazoa; Chordata; Aves; Anseriformes; Anatidae
Product: DNA polymerase epsilon catalytic subunit A-like
Exons: 38
Coding region: 60-5270 (1736 amino acids)
Biological process (GO): DNA replication proofreading; base-excision repair, gap-filling; DNA replication
Cellular component (GO): epsilon DNA polymerase complex; nucleus
Molecular function (GO): nucleotide binding; DNA binding; single-stranded DNA 3'-5' DNA exonuclease activity
Source: RefSeq, a predicted model, not a curated record
CGCUCGGUUCUCGCGGGAACCGGGCGCCAGCGCGCCAAAUUCCUCCCGCGGCGGCGGGGAUGCGGCGGCGAGGCGGCGCGGGGCGUGCGGAGCCGGGCGGCGGCGGCAGCAGCGGCGACCCCGACCCCGAGGGGGCGAGGGACGAUGGCCCCGCGCUGUCCGCCCUCAAGCGCCUGGAGCGGUCGCAGCGCACGGACCGGCUGGACGCGCUGUUCGGCUUCGAGCGGCCCGCGGAGCCCGGCGAGAGGACGGGCUGGCUCAUCAACAUGCAUCCGACAGAGGUGCUGGACGAGGACCGGCGGCCGGUGAGCGCUGUGGACUACUACUUUGUCCAGGAGGAUGGGAGCCGCUUCAAGGUGGCUUUGCCCUACAGACCCUACUUCUACAUCGCCACGCAGCAGGGCUGUGAGCGAGAAGUGUCCUCCUUCCUUUCUAAGAAGUUCCAAGGGAAAAUUGCAAAGCUGGAAACUGUCCCCAAAGAAGACUUGGAUCUGCCAAAUCACUUGGUGGGUCUGAAGCGGAACUACAUCAAGCUGUCCUUCAACACAGUGGAUGACUUGGUGAAGGUGCGAAAAGAGAUUUCUCCUGCUGUAAGGAAAAACAGAGAGCGAGACCAGGCGAGCGAUGUCUAUACAUCCAUGCUGUCAAGUGCUCUGGCUGGAGGCAGCCUGACCACAGAGGAGGAAGGCACCUCAAAAAAGAUUGCCAACCAAAUGGACAACAUUGUGGAUAUGCGGGAGUAUGAUGUACCCUACCACGUUCGCCUCUCCAUUGACCUGAAGAUCCAUGUGGCUCACUGGUACAACGUGCGAUACCGGGGCAGCACCCUCCCUCCAGAAAUCACCCGCCGAGAUGACCUCGUGGAGCGACCCGAUCCUGUUGUUCUUGCCUUUGACAUUGAAACUACCAAACUCCCCUUGAAGUUUCCUGAUGCAGAGACAGACCAGAUCAUGAUGGUCUCCUACAUGAUCGAUGGGCAGGGCUACCUGAUCACAAACAGGGAGAUUGUCUCCGAGGAUAUUGAAGACUUUGAGUUUACUCCCAAGCCAGAGUAUGAGGGACCAUUCUGUGUCUUUAAUGAACCAGAUGAAGCUCAUUUAAUCCAGAGGUGGUUUGAACAUGUCCAGGAGACCAAACCUACUAUCAUUGUCACAUACAAUGGAGACUUCUUUGACUGGCCCUUUGUGGAAGCAAGAGCAGCAGCUCAUGGAAUUAAUAUGUAUGAGGAAAUUGGAUUUCAGAAGGACAGCCAGGGAGAGUACAAAGCAUCACAGUGCAUCCACAUGGACUGUCUAAGGUGGGUGAAGAGAGACAGUUACCUCCCAGUGGGAAGUCACAACCUGAAAGCAGCAGCUAAAGCAAAGCUGGGCUAUGAUCCAGUGGAGCUGGACCCUGAAGAGAUGUGCCGGAUGGCUACAGAGGAGCCUCAGACCCUGGCCACUUAUUCAGUGUCCGACGCAGUUGCUACCUAUUACAUGUACAUGAAGUAUGUGCAUCCUUUCAUUUUUGCGUUGUGCACCAUCAUUCCCAUGGAGCCUGAUGAGGUGUUACGGAAAGGUUCUGGGACGCUGUGUGAGGCACUGCUGAUGGUUCAAGCCUAUCACGCCAACAUCAUCUUCCCCAAUAAGCAGGAGCAGGAAUUUAACAAACUCACAGAGGAUGGGCAUGUGCUGGACUCAGAGACAUACGUAGGAGGCCACGUGGAAGCACUGGAAUCGGGAGUUUUUCGCAGUGACAUCCCCUGCCGCUUCAAAAUGAAUCCUGCUGCCUUUGACUUCUUGGUGCAGCAUGUGGAGAAGACACUCCGGCACGCUAUUGAGGAGGAGGAGGGUUUGCCGUUGGAUCAAGUCACCAACUUCCAGGAGGUUUGUGAUGAAAUCAAAGUCAAACUGAAUUCCCUGAAGGAUGUCCCUAACAGAAUUGAGUGUCCCCUUAUCUACCAUUUAGACGUGGGGGCCAUGUACCCCAACAUCAUUCUGACCAACAGAUUGCAGCCCUCAGCAAUAGUAGAUGAGGCCACGUGUGCUGCCUGUGACUUCAACAAGCCGGGUGCCAACUGUCAGCGCCGGAUGACGUGGCAGUGGAGAGGAGAAUUCAUGCCUGCCAGCCGCAGCGAGUAUCACCGCAUCCAGCAGCAGCUGGAAUCCGAGAAGUUCCCUCCCCUGUACCCCGAUGGAGCGCCCCGGGCCUUCCACGAGCUCUCCCGUGAAGAGCAGGCCAAGUAUGAGAAGAAGCGACUGGCAGAUUAUUGCCGGAAGGCCUAUAAGAAGAUCCACGUCACCAAGGUGGAGGAGCGGAUCACCACCAUCUGCCAGCGAGAGAAUUCUUUCUAUGUGGACACUGUGCGAGCUUUCAGGGACCGUCGCUACGAGUUCAAGGGGCUGCACAAGGUGUGGAAGAAGAAGCUGUCUGCAGCUGUGGAGAUGGGAGAUGCCUCUGAAGUGAAACGCUGCAAGAACAUGGAGAUCCUCUAUGAUUCUCUGCAGCUGGCACACAAGUGCAUCCUCAAUUCUUUCUACGGCUAUGUCAUGCGGAAAGGAGCUCGCUGGUACUCCAUGGAAAUGGCUGGGAUUGUCUGCUUCACCGGAGCAAAUAUUAUCACGCAGGCCAGGGAACUGAUUGAGCAGAUUGGGAGACCUCUGGAACUGGAUACAGAUGGGAUUUGGUGUGUCCUUCCUAACAGCUUCCCAGAAAACUUUGUCAUUAAGUCAACCAAUGCCAAGAAGCCAAAGGUGACAAUCUCCUACCCAGGUGCUAUGCUGAACAUCUUGGUGAAGGAAGGCUUCACAAAUGAUCAGUACCAGGAACUGGAGGACCCAGCCUCUCUCACCUAUGUCACACGCUCAGAGAACAGCAUAUUCUUUGAAGUAGAUGGACCAUACCUGGCCAUGAUCCUCCCAGCUUCCAAGGAGGAGGGCAAGAAGCUGAAGAAAAGGUACGCGGUGUUCAACGAGGAUGGGUCCCUGGCCGAGCUGAAGGGAUUUGAGGUGAAGCGACGAGGCGAGCUGCAGCUCGUGAAGAUAUUCCAGUCCUCUGUGUUUGAGGCCUUUCUGAAAGGCACCACCCUGGAGGAGGUCUACGCUUCUGUGGCCAAGGUGGCUGAUUACUGGCUAGACGUGCUGUACAGCAAGGCUGCCAACAUGCCUGAUUCAGAGCUGUUUGAGCUGAUCUCGGAGAACCGUUCCAUGUCUCGCAAGCUGGAGGACUACGGGGAGCAGAAAUCCACCUCCAUCAGCACUGCCAAGCGCCUGGCAGAAUUCCUGGGAGACCAGAUGGUAAAGGAUGCAGGGCUGAGCUGCCGGUUCAUCAUUUCCAAGAAACCAGAAGGGUCUCCGGUCACUGAGAGGGCCAUCCCCCUUGCCAUCUUCCAAGCAGAGCCCACUGUACGGAAACAUUACCUUCGGAAAUGGCUGAAGAGCCCCUCGCUACAGGACUUCAACAUUCGUGCGAUCCUGGACUGGGACUACUACAUUGAGAGAUUAGGCAGCACCAUCCAGAAAAUCAUUACUAUUCCUGCAGCUCUGCAGCAGGUAAAGAACCCGGUGCCACGGGUCCGGCACCCUGACUGGCUGCAUAAGAAACUCCUGGAGAAGAACGAUGUGUACAAACAAAAAAAAAUCAAUGAACUCUUCACUUCUGAAGGCAAGAGACAGGUCCUUGCCAACCAGCCCCAGGAGGGAACACCCAGCUCACAGAUUGGUGACAUAGAGGAUUUUGGGGUUGCCAAGACCCUUCAGCCAUCAAUUCCCAUUGCAAACAAACGGAAGCGAGUCCCUAUGGCAGAGGAAAGCCAGCAGAUGUCCCAGAGCCUGGAGCUCUCCCAGUCCUGGCGAGAGAUCCUGGGCCCACCUCCCCCCAUGGGAACCAGCAAGGAGCAGCACCUGGUGUGGCUGCGCUACCACAAGAAGAAAUGGGAGCUGCAGGCUCGACAGCGGCAGGAGCGGCGGAAGAGGCGGCGUCUGGAGGAUGGCAGGGUGGCCGCAGGCGGAGGAGUGGUCCGUGAUGCGCUCUCCAAAGGGCUGAGCAGCUACCUCCGUAGGACGGCACGGAGCAUCCUGGACUUACCCUGGCAGAUUGUGCAGAUCGCUGAGACCAGCCAGCCAGGCCUGUUUAGGCUGUGGGCAGUGAUCGGGAGUGACCUGCACUGCAUCAAGCUGAGCAUCCCCAGGGUGUUCUACGUCAACCAGCGCAUCGCAAAACCAGAGGAGGGAGUAGUCUACAGGAAGGUAAACAGGAUCCUGCCCCGCUCAAAUUUGGUUUACAACCUAUAUGAGUACUCUGUCCCUGAAGACAUGUACCAAGAGCACAUCAACGAAAUCAAUGCUGACCUCUCUGCUCCAGACAUCGAGGGAGUAUAUGAGACUCAGGUGCCACUGCUGUUCCGAGCCCUCAUCCACCUGGGCUGCGUGUGCAUGGUCAGCAGGCAGCUCGUCAGGCACCUGACUGGGCGAGAGGCCGAGACCUUUGACAUUGAGCACCUGGAGAUGCGCUCGCUGGCCCAGUUCACAUACCUGGAGCCAGGAAGUAUUCGCCAUAUCUACCUCUACCACAGCUCCCAGGGCACCAAGGCUCUCUUUGGCCUCUUCAUCCCCUCACAGCGCAAAGCCGCCGUGUUUGUGCUGGACACGGUUCGCAGCAACCAGAUGCCAAACCUCACCAACAUGUUCUCUGCGGAGCGCAGCGCGCUGCUGGAAAAGGUGGGUGAAGAUCUGCUGCCUCCAGACAAGCACAUCUUUGAAGUGCGUGCCGAGACCGACCCGAAGACCAUCUACAGAGCAAUCCAGCGGCUGCUGCUGGGCUACAAGGAUGAGCGCCGGGGCCCCACAUUGAUUGCUGUGCAGUCUAACUGGGACCUGAAACGGCUGGCAAGUGGGAUUCCCAUCAUCGAGGAGUUCCCGUUGGUCCCCGUCCGAGUGACAGAUGACAUCAGCUACUCGGUCCUGGACUGGCAGCGCCACGCAGCCCGCCGCAUGAUCCGCCACUACCUCAACCUGGAUACAUGCCUGUCCCAGGCUUUUGAAAUGAGCAGGUAUUACCACAUUCCAAUUGGGAAUCUCCCUGACGAUAUCUCCACCUUUGGCUCUGACCUGUUUUUCUCACGCCACCUCCGUCGUCACAACCAUUUGCUGUGGCUCUCGCCCACGGCUCGCCCGGACCUGGGGGGUAAGGAGGCUGAUGACAACCGUCUCGUCAUGGAGUUUGAUGAGAGAGCCUUGGUGGAGAUCAACAACCCUGGCUGCUACUCCACAGGUGAGGAGGGAGCAGGGUAGCGCAGAGUGGGGCAG